ACCAAAACCCCUCAUCCAAAGCAUUAAAAUUUCAAAAAUCUCUAAUUAACGCAAUUCUUGACUAAAACUUGCGCCAAAUUAACAAUCCUUUGUUUCCUGAAAUUCACUCCAGCACUAAGCCUCUGGCCAACAUCUCCCAACUGUUGCCACCACCAAGCAUUUAAACGCAUUAGCACACCAUCAUGAAUGUACUUUGAAUUCGCCAUCAUCAUAAAAACCAUCCCAGCUCUGUACAGGCCAACUUCCUGCUCCGUCAACAAGGACAACCUACUUCCCAAUGCAUCCACUAAUUCAUCCCUUCCUUAAGGCAUGUCCGAGACGGCGACACCUCCUUCCUCAAAAACUCCAUCACAUGAAGUCGUUCCUGGAUUGGAGAGACUAUCCUUGACAAGCAAUGACAUUGAAAUGAUAUGUAACCUCCAAUUACCAGAACACAUCUUUUCCAAUGUUAAAUCUCUAGAAGUUCACUGUAUUCACGGUGAUUUAGUGGCUUUACCAAUCUUCUUCCUUGAAAGAUUCUGCAAUUUACAAAAGCUUCAAAUAUAUUGUUCUGAUAUCAUGGAGUUGUUCCCUCCUGUAGCAUCCAUUGAUUGUUCGGAAAAAGAUGUGGGAAGACACUUACGUAUUACAAAGUUGAGGCUGAAUAGACUUUCUAAGCUUAACUAUAUAUGGAAACAAGGCCCAGCAUCAGACUUACUUGUUCAAAAUGUUAAAUCUCUUGAAGUGCUGGUUUGUGACAGUUUGAUCAGCUUAUCAGAAUCUACAGUAUCUUUCCGAAAUCUCACCACUUUGUUGGUAGGACGCUGUGAAGGGUUAAGAAACUUAUUUUCAUUUGCAACAGCCCAAAGUCUGGUGCAACUCCGAAGUAUCAGUGUAGAAUAUUGCCACUUUCUGACUGAAAUAGUUGGAGGCGAAGGAGUUGGAUUAGAAGAUGUGAUUGUUUUCAGCAAAUUAAAAGUCUUGAAACUCAAGUGCUUAACAAGACUUGCAAGCUUCUGUUCCACAAAUUUCACAUUCAAUCUCCCAUUGUUGGAAGAACUAAUGGUGGUUCAAUGUCCCAAGUUUGAGACCUUCUGUCACGGAGUCUUGAGGACUCCAAGCCUGCAGAGAAUACAAUUUGCAGAACAAGACAAUAUAGGGCGUCCGGUGGCUGAGCUGAAUAGUACCAUAAAUCAAUUGUACAAAGAAAAGGUUGGAUAUGUUGGGUUACAAGAGUUGAAGCUAUCAGAUUUUCCUCAGUUGAUGGAAGUAUGGAACAAGAAUCCUCAACAAAUCUUGGAUUUUACAUGCCUUCAUGUCCUCAAAAUUUGUAAUUGUGGUAGCUUGAGAUACGUCUUAACUCCUUCCAUGGCAUUGAGCCUUGUUGUUCUCCAAACGUUGGAAGUACAAAACUGUGAAAUGAUUGAGAAAAUAAUAACAGAAGAGGGAGGUAUGGAGGUACCAGAAAAUAAGAUGAUAUUCCCACUGCUACGCAACAUUAAUCUGGAGUCAUGUUUCAACUUAACAAGUUUCUGUUCGGGAAGUUAUGGACUUGAGUUUCCAUUUUUGUCAGUGAUGCAUAUAAUUGAUUGUCCAAAGAUGGUCACAUUUGCUUCAACAUUUUCAACAGUGCAAGUGAAGGAGGCAGUUGAUGGAGGAAGUAAAGAAAGGACUGGCAAGCAAGUUACUGAUAUUCCCACCGAGCCCUUUUUCAGUGAUCAGGUUGCAUUUCCCCUAUUGGAAAAAUUGAGAAUCAUUGAAUUGGAUAACUUGAGGAUCCUAUGGCACCAUCAACCUCCUGAAGAUUCAUUCUGCAAACUAAAAUGCAGUCUGGAAGAGAUAUUUGAACUCGGAGAAGUAAACAUUGAAGAGUCACACGGUGUACUAGACACCUUGUUAAGAGAAUUGACUAUUAAGAAUCUACCAAGAUUAAAGCAUGUGUGGACCAAAGAUCCCCGAGGUAUUCUCAGUUUUCGAAACUUGCAGUCCGUGACAGCUUCGGGUUGUCCGAACCUCCAAAAUAUGUUUCCAGCUUCAGUGGCUAUGGAGUUUCAGCAACUUGAAAAGUUGAGGUUAUUCAAUUGCGGGAUAGAGGAAGUCGUAGCAUUCGGGGGAGAAGAAGCAUUUCCUAGAUUUGUGUUUUCUCGUUUAUCUACUCUUUGCCUGUGGCAUCUACCAAGACUCAAAUGUUUCUACCCAAGGGAACAUGUGACAGAGUGGCCAAAGUUAAAAUAUUUUAAAGGGUAUCAUUUAGAAGGAAUUAAAGAAACAAAUGUGGAGAGCCUUGGUACAUUUCCGGUUCAACUACCGCUUUUCACCGUGGAGAAGGAUAUUCCUAGAUUGGAGAAGCUAUCAUUAACAAGUGAUGACAUUGCAAUGAUAUGUACUCGCCAAUUUCCAGAAGACCUCUUCUCCAAUGUUAAAGUUCUUCGUGUUCUCUGCUACCACAGUGAAUUGACGGUUUUUCCAUUGUUCUUCAUUGAAAGAUUCUUCAAUUUAGAAGAGCUUUUUAUAGGUUGCUCUGGUUUCAAGGAGUUGUUCCCUUCUGUAGCAUCCAUUGAUUGUCAGGAGGAAGAUGCAAAAUGGCAUUUACGUAUUAGAAAGUUGAAGCUGGAUGCACUUUUUAAUCUGAAGUAUAUAUGGAGUCAAGGCUCAGCAUCAGACCUACUUGUUCAAAGUGUUGAAUCUCUUAAAGUGCGGGGAUGUGCUAACUUGAUUAGCUUAUCAGAAUCUACACCAUCUUUCCGAAAUCUCACCACUUUGUUCGUAGAAAGAUGUCAAGGGUUAAGAAACUUAUUUUCAUUUGCAACUGCCCAAAGCCUGGUGCAACUCCAAAGUAUCACCGUACAAAAUUGCCACUUUCUGACAGAAAUAGUUGGAGGCGAAGGAGAUGGAUUAGAUUUAGAAGAAGUGAUUGUUUUCAGCAAAUUAAAAGUUUUGAAACUUGAGUGCUUAACAAGACUUGCAAGCUUCUGUUCUGCAAAUUUCACAUUCAAGUUCCCAUUGUUGGAAAAAGUAAUGGUGGCUCAAUGUGUCAACUUUGUGACCUUCUGUCACGGAGUCGUGAGGACUCCAAGGCUGCAGAGAAUACAAUUAACACAAGAAGAUAAUGCAGGGCGUCCAGUGGUUGAGCUGAAUGACACCAUAAAUCAAUUGUACAAAGAAAAGGUUGGUUUCUCUGGGUUACAAUAUUUGAAGCUCUCAGACUUUCCUCAGUUGGUGGAAAUAUGGAACAAGGAUCCUCAAGAGAUCUUGGAUUUCAAACAGCUUUGUGUCCUUGAAAUUUGUAAUUGUAGUGACUUGAAAUAUCUCUUAACACCUUCCAUGACCUUGAGUCUCGUUUCCCUCAUAGGGAUGAAAGUGAAAAACUGUGAAAUGAUGGAGCAAAUCGUCACAGAAGAGGAAGCUACGGGGGAAGAUGAAAAAGAGAUGAUAUUCCCACUGAUAAAAACCAUUAAUUUAGAAUCUUGUCCCAACUUGACAAGUUUCUGUGUGGGAAAUUAUAAACUUGAGUGUCCAUCAUUGACAUGGAUGAAAUUACUUGACUGUCCAAAGAUGGUUACAUUUGCCUCAACAUUUUCAACGGUGCAAGUGAAAGAGGCAGCAGAAGGAGGAGCUGCAGAAAGGAUUGGAAAGGAAGUCAUUGAUAUCCCUACUGCACCCUUUUUCAGUGACGAGGUUGAGUUUUCCAGCUUUCUGGAAUUGACGCUUUCCUCGAUGAACAUGCGACAAAUAUUCCAAGAACAACUUUUAACAAUGUCUUUAGUUGUUCAUAGUGUAGAACAUCUGAUUCUGAAGGAGUGUGGUAAUUUGAAAUAUCUGUUUACAUCCUCAAUGAUUAAAAGUCUUGUGCAACUAAAAUCGCUUGAGAUUCGUGAUUGUGUAAUGAUGAAAGAGGUAAUAGUAAAUGAAGGAUUAACAAAGGAAGAAAGUUUGUUGCUAGCUAAGCUUGAAACCUUGACUCUUGAAGGCCUUCCCAAACUCACAAGGUUCUGCUCUGGAAAUUACUUUGAGUUCGGCUUCCUGACAUUCCUUCAUAUAAUCAAGUGCCCUCUGUUGGAGACGUUCAUCUCCAAUUCUAAUGUUGGGGAAAUGAGUCACAUGACAGAAAGUAAAAUAGUAGAAGGUGCUUCUACAUUAUCGCUGUUUGAUGUGAAGGUGGGAUUCCCCAGAUUGAAGCACCUUGUACUCAAAGAUAUGGAGAGCUUGAACUUGAUAUGGGACAACCAACUUAAUGCAGAGAGCUUCCACAAGCUAGAUCAGCUUUUGGUGGAAUCCUGUGAAAAACUGUCAAAUAUUUUUUCAAUUAUUAUGCUUGGAAGACUUCAAAACCUAGACAAACUGAAGAUAGAAAAUUGUGUUUCACUAGAAACAAUAUUUGAGCCUCCAGGGUUGAAUGCUAGUGAAACACAAGCUUUGAAAAUUGGUCAAUCAAAUUCGUUCGGAGCAACCCCUAAUUUUGUGUUUCCAAAAGUAACACACUUGCUGCUUAAGGGGCUGCCCAGUCUCAAGAGUAUCUGCCCUGGAAUUUAUUUUACAGUAUGGUCAUCAUUGAAAGAAUUGGUGAUAUUUGGAUGUAAUCAAGUGCAGAUACUUGCUUCAGAACUUCUGAGUUAUCAGAGAACAUGUAGAGAGAACCAACUUGAAAACCAUAAUCAAUGCCCUCUAUUCUUGGUCAGUAAGGCUACCUUCCCCAGUCUAGAAGAACUAAUAGUGGAGAGGAAUGAGAGCAUGAAGGAGAUAUGGCAUGGUGAUGAUGUGAAGGAUGGCAUUGUUUUCACCAAACUUGAGUCUUUGCAACUUAAAGUUCUUCCAAAACUAGAAAGCUUCUGCUCAGGAAAUUGCAACUUUGAAUUUCCAUCUUUGGCAGAUGUAACCGUGAUGGAGUGUCCAAAUAUGCUGACUUUCUCUGAGGGAGAAGUAAGUACCCCAAAAUUGCAGAAAGUGAAAUUGACAGAAAAUUCAACAGAUGAAGGAAUUUGGCAGGAAGGUGGCAUUAACCCCACAAUACAACAGUUGUUCACAAAAAAGCCCAACUUCUUCACCUUUUCCGUCCUUCCCUCACCUUUCUGCGGCGCCGCCUUCUGGUUUACGGCUCCAAUCUGGUACGCUACUGAACCCAAAAUCGCUGUUAAUUUCUCAAACUCAGCUUAAAAUUUUCAAAUGUUUUAUGUGUUACGGGAGCCGUUUUUGCUUUUUCUGCGCUAAUGUAUGGUGUCAUUGAAUUGAACUGGUAGAAUGCCCCUGGGUUAGCCAAGCUUUAAAAGAUGUUAAAAAUUAACAUGGAGGAAGUGAUCCUUGUUGUUGGUUUAUUCUCUUCUUAUGGAAAUAGAUCUUGGUUUGAUCACUAUCAAAAUUUAUUAGCCUUGUAACUCUUCUCUUUUUUUUUUUAAUAAUGAAUAUGCGAUGUC
Molecule: messenger RNA, 5390 nt
Organism: Rubroshorea leprosula
Lineage: Eukaryota; Viridiplantae; Streptophyta; Magnoliopsida; Malvales; Dipterocarpaceae
Source: the annotation of a GenBank genome assembly